GCCGGAGCGUUGUCCCAUCUCGCUCACUCGAACGCCGCCGCGCGUUUAGCCCUGCGAAGUUCGGCACUCACUCCUCCGGCCCCCGCCGUUCAUCUCGCGUGUGUGUAGAGUGUGUGUGCCCCUCCGACAGAAAGGAGUAAAAAUAAUAAUAAAGAAAAAAUCCAGGAAAACGGAAUUGGUUUAACCCUGUGCAGUGUGCUGUGAAAAUUAUUUGGUCAAAUGCGAAAGCCAAGCAGCGCCUAGGAAAAUUCACAGCAGCGGCGGCGUUAGCAGAGGGAAAACUAGGAAACUCGUAAAAGCGCGGAGGAUGUAGUCGCGAAAUUUGAAUGCACUUGUCUUGGUGACCUCACAUACACACACACCCCACCCGACACACACACUCCCCCUUGCAGAGCCGUCAGGAUGUCACGCAUUCACUACGUUGACCAGGUGGAGCAGGAGGAGGAGGCGGAUCACCACCACCACCCCGGCAGCAGCUCCACUGUCAGCACUGGGAGCACUCCCCCGCUCCGGAUUUCCCCCCACGGAUCCCCCCAGCUGCAGCAGCAGCAGCGCUUGGGGAAGCAUCUCAGCAAAUCCGCCUCCGAGUUAAAUGGUCACGACUGCCAUCACAGCGAAUCUCCGCACAUAUCACCCAAGCGGGCCAAGAGUGCCGUGUCCCAGAACUUGGCCGGGGCGGAGACAGGCGGAGGAGGAGGCGUGGCCGGAGGCGUAGGAGUCCUGCAGAAGACGCACGGAUUUUUCAACAAUCUGCGGCAUCGCUGGAGUCGUGCGAAGAGCAAAGAUCGCCUGGGACGCAAGUCGCCCAGCGAUUUCCUCGAGGAGAGCACGGACUAUGCCGCCGACUACAGCUCGGAGAGCAGUUCCGUGACGCAGAGUCCGCGACAUCGAAGCACCACCAUCGGUGGAUCCCCACUGGCCAAGGAGUUCCGGGCCACGGCCAAGAUGGCUCAGGUCAUACAGCGCUUCGGUGGCUCCAUGGAGGGCCGGAUCGAUGAGCAUCCCGAGAAUGGUGGACCCGGCGGAUGCACUGCCUCGCCGGAGUUGACCACUCAGCAGCAGCUGGAGGCCUUGCAGGCCGAUGAGCUGCGUCGCAAGCGCGAAGCCCAAUUACGUCAAUUCGUCUUCUUUCAGCUGCGCGUCCAUCUCAAGUCCGGCAGCGACCUGGUGGCCAUGGACAAGAAUGGACUCAGUGAUCCUUAUGUCAAGUUCAAGGUCGGUGGCCGCCUCCUCCACAAGUCGCGCACCAUUCACAGGGACCUGAAUCCGGUGUGGGACGAGGUGUUCAUCGUGCCCAUCGAGGACCCCUUCCAGCCGAUUAUUGUCAAGGUCUUCGACUACGAUUGGGGACUCCAGGAUGACUUUAUGGGCUCGGCCAAGCUGGACUUGACCCAACUGGAGCUGGGCAAGGCCGAGGAUAUUCACCUGCAGUUGUGCGAUUCCGGCGGAAGUCCCGGGGAGCAUGGCAUGGGCGAGAUACUCAUCAAUUUGACGCUCUGGCCGCGCAGUCAGGAGGACAAGGAAAUGCAUUUUCAGCGCAACUCCAAGCUGGCCGAGUCAUCGAAGCGCCUCAAGUCGCAGAUCUGGAGCUCUGUGGUCACAAUUCUUCUGGUCAAAGCCAAGGAUUUGCCGCUGGCCGAGGAUGGCAGCAAGCUGAUUGAUAUUCACUUUAAAUUUAGAUUGGGCAACGAGAAGUACAAGAGCAAGUCUUCCUGGACGGAACGCUGGCUGGAGCAGUUCGAUCUCCACCUCUUCGACGAGGAUCAGAACCUGGAGCUGGCUCUAUGGAAUCGCAAUUCCUUGUACGGCAAGGCCAUCAUCGAUCUGAGUGUGUUCCAGCGGGAGACCACCCAUGGCAUAUGGAAACCUCUCGAGGAUUGUCCUGGCGAAGUCCACCUCAUGCUGACGAUCAGUGGAACCACCGCUUUGGAGACAAUCAGUGAUCUGAAGGCCUUCAAGGAGGACCCAAGGGAGGCACAGCUUCUAAGGGAGCGAUAUCGCUUCCUGCGUUGCCUGCAGAAUCUCCGAGAUGUGGGUCACCUGACAGUGAAGGUAUUUGGAGCCACAGGACUCGCAGCGGCGGAUAUUGGAGGCAAAUCGGAUCCCUUUUGUGUCUUGGAACUGGGAAAUGCCCGGCUGCAAACCCAAACGGAGUACAAGACCCUCACGCCCAACUGGAAUAAGAUCUUUACCUUUAAUGUGAAGGACAUCACUCAAGUGCUGGAAAUCACAGUCUUUGAUGAGGAUCGCGAUCAUCGCGUUGAGUUCCUGGGCAAACUGGUCAUACCCCUGCUCCGUAUCAAGAGCGGCGUCAAGCGGUGGUACACUCUCAAGGAUAAGAACCUGUGUGUCCGGGCCAAAGGUAACUCUCCACAAAUCCAACUGGAACUCACGGUGGUCUGGAACGAAGUCCGAGCUGUGUGCCGUGCCCUGCAGCCCAAGGAGGAGAAGCUAAUACAGCAGGAGGCCAAGUUCAAGAGGCAGCUCUUCCUGCGCAAUGUCAACCGACUUAAGGAGAUUAUAAUGGAUAUCCUAGAUGCAGCACGAUAUGUUCAGAGCUGCUUCGAGUGGGAGUCCCCCGUGCGUUCCAGCAUUGCCUUUGUCCUGUGGAUAGUCGCCUGUGUUUAUGGUGAUCUGGAAACGGUGCCUCUGGUUCUAUUACUAAUCAUACUCAAAAACUGGCUUAUCCGCCUGAUCACUGGCACUACAGAUCCUGCUGCCCACUAUGACUACGAGUAUGAUGAGGACGAUGAUGAUGACAAGGAGAAGGAGGAGAAAAAGUCCAUCAAGGAGAGAUUACAGGCCAUACAAGAAGUCUCCCAAACCGUACAGAAUACCAUAGGUUAUCUGGCCUCUUUAGGCGAAAGCACCAUCAACACAUUCAACUUUUCCGUCCCCGAACUGACCUGGCUGGCCGUGGUCCUGCUGCUGGGUGCCAUUCUGGUCCUGCAUUUUGUUCCUCUGCGCUGGCUGCUCCUCUUCUGGGGCCUGAUGAAGUUCUCCCGCCGUUUGCUGAGGCCCAAUACCAUACCCAACAACGAGUUGUUGGACUUCCUAUCCCGGGUUCCCGAUAACGAAGAGAUUAAUCAAUAUAGGGAACUGCCUCCCUCGGCGCCUGCCGACCAGACCCGCUCCAAUCCCAAGAAGAAGCUCAAAGGCUCAUAGUCCAUAACCAGCGCUGAUGCAGUCGUAUCGCAGCUGCAGUCCAGCGCUACCCUUGGAGCAGGAUCAGGGCCAGGACCUGGUGGCUCCAGUGGCUCCAGGCAGCAGCAGCUGCUGCAAAGAUUCCGGGCCAAUACCAGCCAGCUGAAGCAGCGCUUCGGCCAGGCCAAGAGCCUCAGUCUGAGCCAUGGCGAAUUCAAUUAGACACCAACAGAAAGUUAGCUAGUAAUAUAAGGAUCCAAGGACAUCAAAUCAACUCAAUUAUGCUGCACAACAAAGUUCGCUUCACUUAUUUUCCUAGAACUAUAUAUAUAUAUAUACACACUCACUCACACACAGUUAAUUAUAAAUGUCAAAACUAUUUACACCGGCAAGAAAAUUAAUUAUAAUGUAUAUACACUCGGACUCUAUGUGUACCUAAGGUAACCUCUAUCUCUCUCAAAGAAUUAUUCGAAUAUUGCUAACUACCUAAGAUUCCUUAUUGCGCGAAUCCAAAAUGCGAUUACUUAUUUAUUGUGUAUUUCAAUUUGUGAUAUUUUCAAAGAAUUUUGCAACUAGGCUUACUUACUACUUAUGUGACUUAAUCCCACGGAAGCUCCAGUCCCCAAAAUCAACUCCAUUUACAAUUUACCAACUACCAACAAUUACCUUUUCGAUUGCACCCUCGCCUCGUUUAAGGACGCUUCUUCAUGAUAUACACCACUUAUACUUGUAAUAAUAUAAUCCAAAUCCUAAUUAUUUCUUUUGGGAAAUUCGAUAAAGAUUGUUGAAAACAUUUCCUAAAAUUUACAUCUUGUAUUUAUUAUCAACUAUUGUCUAGGAUAAUCAGCUCGUCGAAGGCCCCGGCCCAGCCAUAUUAAUCUACGUGCAUAAUACUUUAAAUGAAAUUAAUUGCUAAUUGUAAACCCACUCCGAUCGAUCGAUUUGAUAAAUUUUAGAUAGUCAAACUAUUUUAUACCCCGCGACAAACUAAACAAAACAAAACAAAUGCAAAAAGAGCAACAACAAAGU
Molecule: messenger RNA, 4173 nt
Organism: Drosophila serrata
Lineage: Eukaryota; Metazoa; Arthropoda; Insecta; Diptera; Drosophilidae
Gene: Mctp
Product: multiple C2 domain and transmembrane region protein
Biological process (GO): regulation of neurotransmitter secretion
Cellular component (GO): synaptic vesicle membrane
Molecular function (GO): calcium ion binding
Source: RefSeq, a predicted model, not a curated record